Wasmannia auropunctata (little fire ant) is the source of this 560-nucleotide messenger RNA. Its product is annotated as glutamate receptor ionotropic, delta-2-like. The transcript is spliced from 3 exons. Gene Ontology annotation, cellular component: membrane. The record is from RefSeq and is a predicted model, not a curated record. The coding region runs from base 75 to 449 and encodes 124 amino acids. Gene Ontology annotation, molecular function: glutamate-gated receptor activity. NCBI's taxonomy places the organism in Eukaryota, Metazoa, Arthropoda, Insecta, Hymenoptera, Formicidae.
AUCUGGCCACGUGGUCCCAUGAUAGAGGUCUGAUUUUGAAGACGCGAAAGAAUAUCUAUGCCAGGAGAAGCGAUAUGUUUGGCGAAGUUGUACGCGUGGCAUCCGUGAAAAAUUCGCCGCUAAUCUCAUUGAAGAACGGUACGCUCGGCGGGUUUUUUGGUCUGAUGCUGAUAGAGCUCAGUAAAACGAUGAACUUCACUAUAGAGAUUCUGGAUCAAGUGGAUGUAUCCGGUAGCUGGAGCGAGCAGCAGAAAAUUUGGACAGGAGCGGUCGGCCAGUUGGUGGCCAAUGAAGCCGACAUUGGUGUCUCCGGAUUCACGAUGGUGACCACCAGAUGGAACGCAAUUGAUUAUACGAUACCAUUAAUACGCUCGCAAUAUCACCUCUAUUUUAAGGAGUCCAGCGGGCCCAACGUGCAAUGGAACUUAUACUUAAGGAGAAUGGAUUAGCCAGCAUAACUAAAAGAUAUAGCCAUGACAACUAAUGUGUGUCUUUAAAAGAGGGACAGCUAAUAUCGUUACUGCCAAAGCUAAAAUUAGUUAUUAAAAUUUAGAUGCUAC